Molecule: messenger RNA, 842 nt
Organism: Dermochelys coriacea (leatherback sea turtle)
Lineage: Eukaryota; Metazoa; Chordata; Testudines; Dermochelyidae
Gene: MRPL23
Product: mitochondrial ribosomal protein L23
Exons: 5
Coding region: 280-666 (128 amino acids)
Biological process (GO): mitochondrial translation
Cellular component (GO): ribosome; mitochondrial large ribosomal subunit
Molecular function (GO): structural constituent of ribosome
Source: RefSeq, a predicted model, not a curated record
UCCUGGCCCUCCGUUAAAGCAGCGUCUCUGGGCUUGUUGGAUCCUUAGAAAUACCAUCGUAUGGUGCUGAUUAAGGGGUGCCGCCAAGCACGUGGUUUAUUCUUUAUACAUGCUGCUGCCUGUUUUUUUAAAAACUAAAGUGCAAAACCAUGCCUGUCUGGCAAAGGAGUAAGCCAGUUUAAAAUAAAAUAGUGCUGUGGCUGAGGUUUAUGUUCUUUGCUCUACCCCCUGUACCAGCUGGGAAACCCCCAGCUGCGGAUUUUCCGACCUAACUUCUUCAUGACCCUGGUGAGGCCCGGUGUGCCACAGCCAGAAGACACUGUACAGUUCCGUAUCUCCAUGCAGAUGACAAGAGUGGAUGUUAAGAAUUACCUUGAAAAAAUAUACAACGUGCCAGUGUCUGUUGUGAGGACCAGAAUACAGUAUGGUGCAAACAACAAAAGGAACCACAAGAACCAGAAAGUGAAGAAGCCAGAUUACAAGGUUGCGUAUGUGCAGCUGGGUCAGGGACAAACCUUCCAGUUCCCAAACCUAUUUCCAGAGAAAGAAGAAACCCCAGAACCUGGCUCUGUCGAAGACAUCCAGAAGCAAUUUAUGGAGAACGAGAGACAGAGGCAGACAGCUGACCCCAGGCGAGGAGGAGUCACCGACUGGUUUGGACUUUGAUGGAACAAGGCAGCUGCCUUUCUUUAUGCCUUUUUGAUGGAUUUUAAUCAGCAGAACCUGUGUCUUUCUCUCCCUGUGACAUAGGGUUUAUUUUCGAGCAGCCUAUCUGUGCGUAACUGUGACAAAAUGGCACAAAAGAGAAAAAAAUAAAAAGACAGCGUUUCAGAUCUUUCUUA